UUAUAUUUAUUGGGAGUGUUUUGGAAUUUUGUUUUGUUUAUUUCUAUUGAUGUUAUUCUGACUCUUCUUUUAAUUAUUAUGAUGAACAAUUUGGGGAUGGGAAGAGAUUAAUUGAAACAAGACUGAUGAUCACCUCGGUUUUCUGUUAAAGAAUCGUACAAUAUCCUACUGAGUUAGUAAUCACGAGAUAUUCAAUAAAAUAGUCAGUCAAUAAACCGUUACUGUUUAAAUGAUACAAGCAAAUAUUUUUUCAUAUAAUGAGACGCGCAAGCCGCUCUCUUCAGUUGCUUUCUACGUUACCAUUAGGUCAAUUAGACGAUCCACAAUAAACAAUAUACAUUAAUUUCCAUAAAUAAUAUUUGUGACAAUUACGUUAAUUAAGUAUAAUUUAUUACAAACAUAUCACUAAUUAAUUGUUAUAAUGAUCACAAUGGCUCAAGACUGUACAAUUUCAAAUAAUAAUUAUAAAUUAUAUGUGACAUACUAACAUUUAAAAUUUUGAUGACAAUAACAUCACCAUAUAAGAUGGUUUUUAUUGCCUCUACCCUUCAUACCUUAAGUUUAACUGCAAUAUUUGUACCCCUGCCAUGAUAAAACGCGAUCUAUAAUACAUUUUAACACAAAUUUGCAUUAUGUGUUAUGACAUAAACACGUUUGAUAAAUUAUCCAUAUUUAGUUUUUAUACAAAAUAUCAGUAAAUGAAACAAUUAGCUAUAAACAGUAAGUAGCAAAGAUAAAUAAGUAUUUAUUUCUAAAACACUACAAGACAUGACCGUGUAUUCGUCGACGAAAUAAAUAUCAUUUCUCAUAACAUCGAGUUAACGCUCACUACAUUAUUAGCAUUUUGGAUACAGAAUCCGACACAUUGGAAGUAGCAACCCUAUUGCAUUAAAACUGUGUGGCCUUCACUAAUGCUAACUUUACGAUGAAUAACUGCUGAUAUUAAAUAAAAGACCGACGCGCGAAAACUUAGUAUUUAUUUAGUAUUCGAACAGCCAUGAGUUUUGCUCACAAAGUUGUGUUGAUAACAGGAGGUGGAGCUGGUAUCGGGGCAGCAACAGCCCUAGCCUUUGCUAAAGAAGGUGCGAAGGUAGUCAUCGUUGAUAGAAACAAGAGCAAAGUAGAUCAUAAUGGGAACGUUCUAGAACUACGAAAUGACAUAUCACACGAAAACCAAGCUGUCACAGUAAUGCAGCGCACUCUGGAAAAGUUUGGUAAACUCGACAUACUCGUAAAUAAUGCUGCGGUGCUAAAUCAAGCAAGGUUACUCCAAGACAACUUCCUCCAAGCGUACGACGAAGUAAUGGCCACAAACCUUCGAGCAGCGGUCCACCUAACCAGAUUAGCAGCUCCUCAUUUAAUCAAAACUAAAGGCAACAUCAUCAAUAUUUCAAGCAUUGGAGGUAUUAUGAUACCGUCAGAACCGGCUUUCAUACCCUAUUAUAUUUCUAAAGCUGGUCUAAACCAUUUUACGAAGGCCGCUGCUUUGGAACUAGCGCCAUAUGGAGUAAGGGUCAAUGCCAUUAGCCCAGGGAUCGUCAACACUCACAUGUUAGACAUUGGAGGAUACUCCAAACCGAAGUUAGAAGCGAUGACGGCUUUGAAGAGAAUUGUAGAGCCCGAAGAGAUCGCUGAUUUAAUUAUGUUUGUAGCGAGUGAUAAAGCUAAAAGUGUUACUGGUUCUAAUUAUGUGACCGAUAACGGAAUGUCAUUUAAAUAAUUUUUUUUAUUAUAAUGACCAUUAAAAUCUGAAUUUUUUUAAUUCUCCAUAAACAGCUGGAAAAUAAAAAUUCGCUUAUCUAACAUUUUAGAGGUAUUGUGUCUGAGUUCUUAAGGAAGAAAUGGGAAUUGACAAACGAAACGACAUUUGACAAUGACUUUCUGACAAUAACAUCAUACCAAAAGCAAUAGCAUCUACUACAUAAGUUUUCCGUGUACCAAAUGUACGUUAGCGUAUAAAAGCUUAGUAACUGUUAAAUAAAGGUUGAGACGGUACCCAUUUCUA
This is a messenger RNA of Manduca sexta (tobacco hornworm), 2005 nucleotides long. RefSeq names its product 3-oxoacyl-[acyl-carrier-protein] reductase FabG-like. NCBI's taxonomy places the organism in Eukaryota, Metazoa, Arthropoda, Insecta, Lepidoptera, Sphingidae. The coding region runs from base 998 to 1720 and encodes 240 amino acids. The record is from RefSeq and is a predicted model, not a curated record. The transcript has a single exon.